CCCCUGGUGGUAGUCGGCAGUAGCGCACGUCUUGUACUUCCUGUAUCAGGCACCCAGGGUGGGACAGCGGAAGUGUGGGAGCGACAUCGCCGGUGAAUAGAGAUCGGUUUCUGCCUCUCAUCGUGUCAUCAUGCCGGCCUAUCACUCCAUGCUGAUGGAAUCAGACGGCAAACUAAUAGGAAACAUGGCAUUGCUGCCAAUCAGAAGCCAAUUCAAAGGACCCGCCCCCAGAGAAACCAAGGACACAGAUAUUAUCGAUGAAGCUAUAACUUAUUUCAAGGCUAAUGUCUUCUUUAAAAAUUAUGAGAUUAAGAAUGAAGCUGACCGGACAUUAAUAUAUAUCACUCUUUACAUUUCUGAGUGCCUAAAAAAGUUGCAGAAGUGUAAUUCUAAAGGACAGGGGGAAAAGGAAAUGUACACACUGGGGAUUACAAACUUUCCCAUCCCAGGAGAACCAGGGUUCCCCCUCAAUGCCAUGUAUGUAAAGCCUACCAACAAACAGGAAGACGAGGUGAUGAGGGCCUACUUGCAACAGCUGAGACAAGAGACCGGUCUAAGGCUGUGUGAGAAGGUGUUUGACCCUCAGAAUGACAAACCCAGCAAGUGGUGGAUGUGCUUUGUGAAGAGACAGUUCAUGAACAAAUCUCUGUCUGCUCCUGGGCAGUGAAGUGAAGAAUGUAGGAGCAGACUAAUAUAACAAUUAGUGUUCAAAUUGUCAAAUUAAGUUGUUCCAGUUUGAACCAAAAUUUUAUACUGCGUUGUAAUAUGAUUGGUAAUUGGCCAAUAAGGCAAGCAAAAUCCGGUAUUCAGGGGAAUAGCCAGUGUUAAGCUGGUGCUUAAUAAACGUGAUAAAUCAUUCUUGAUUAAUGUUUGGUGGAUUUGUGCUUUCACUGUAACUCCACUGGUUGGAGCAAUGAUUGUUUCAUUUCCUUCCUGUAUUCUAAUAAAUACAGUGUAUAUUUACCAUGA
This is a messenger RNA of Pseudophryne corroboree (corroboree frog), 969 nucleotides long. RefSeq names its product actin related protein 2/3 complex subunit 3 (gene ARPC3). The record is from RefSeq and is a predicted model, not a curated record. Gene Ontology annotation, molecular function: actin filament binding. Bases 131 to 667 code for a protein of 178 amino acids. Lineage: Eukaryota; Metazoa; Chordata; Amphibia; Anura; Myobatrachidae. Gene Ontology annotation, biological process: regulation of actin filament polymerization; Arp2/3 complex-mediated actin nucleation. The transcript is spliced from 7 exons. Gene Ontology annotation, cellular component: cytoskeleton; Arp2/3 protein complex.